GGAGCGCGGCGCAAGAGGCUGGCUGGGGCAACUGGGUGGGGAGGUGCGCGGCAGCAUCUGCUUUUACAGGGGGCUCUUUGGGGUUUGUCUGAGCGAGUUCCAACAUGAGUAACCAAGCGAUCAGCUUCCUUAAGGACUUCCUGGCUGGCGGGGUUGCUGCUGCUAUUUCCAAGACAGCUGUCGCUCCCAUAGAAAGAGUUAAAUUGCUGCUGCAGGUCCAGCAUGCCAGCCAACAGAUCACAGUUGACAAGCAGUACAAGGGAAUCAUGGACUGCGUGGUGAGGAUACCCAAGGAACAGGGCAUCAUUUCGUUCUGGAGAGGCAACCUGGCCAAUGUCAUCCGUUACUUCCCCACCCAGGCCCUCAACUUUGCUUUUAAGGACAAGUACAAGCAGAUCUUCUUGGGGGGAGUGGACCGGCACAAGCAGUUUUGGCGCUACUUCGCAGGGAACCUGGCCUCUGGAGGUGCUGCAGGAGCCACCUCCCUCUGCUUCGUUUACCCUCUGGAUUUUGCCAGAACCAGGCUGGCUGCUGACGUGGGCAAAGGAAUGAGUGAGAGGCAGUUCACAGGGCUGGGCAACUGCAUUGGCAAGAUCUUCAAAUCUGAUGGCCUCAGAGGGCUCUACCAAGGAUUCAACGUGUCAGUCCAGGGCAUCAUUAUCUAUAGAGCAGCCUAUUUUGGGGUCUAUGACACAGCCAAGGGUAUGAUGCCUGAUCCCAAGAACGUGCACAUCGUAGUGAGUUGGAUGAUUGCCCAGUCAGUCACCGCUGUAGCGGGGCUGGUGUCCUACCCUUUUGACACAGUCCGACGUAGGAUGAUGAUGCAGUCUGGCCGAAAGGGAGCUGAUAUUAUGUACAAGGGCACAAUUGAUUGUUGGAAGAAGAUAGCUAAAGAUGAAGGAGGCAAAGCUUUCUUCAAAGGCGCCUGGUCCAAUGUGUUGAGAGGCAUGGGCGGUGCUUUCGUAUUAGUAUUGUAUGAUGAGAUCAAGAAAUUUGUCUAAGUAAAUAAAAUUAUUCUGUUCAAUUGUGUAAUAUACUACUUGUGGUUUAAUGGACAAAAAAAUAUUUCCUAGGGAAAUUGAGAUGGCUGUCAUGGGGCAAAUCCAGUUCAGAGAAGGAUGCAUAAUUGUUUAAUGGUUGUCCAUUGGAUCAUAGUUAAAUUUUGAAUGAAAAGUCCUCAGAUACUUAUAUUGGAACCUGUUUAUAUAUUAAAUAUCUGCACAAGAUCACUAAUAUACUUA
This is a messenger RNA of Malaclemys terrapin pileata, 1241 nucleotides long. It is a transcript of the gene SLC25A4, whose product is annotated as solute carrier family 25 member 4. Bases 105 to 1001 code for a protein of 298 amino acids. The transcript has 4 exons. Lineage: Eukaryota; Metazoa; Chordata; Testudines; Emydidae. Gene Ontology annotation, molecular function: ATP:ADP antiporter activity. Gene Ontology annotation, cellular component: mitochondrial inner membrane. The record is from RefSeq and is a predicted model, not a curated record. Gene Ontology annotation, biological process: mitochondrial ADP transmembrane transport; mitochondrial ATP transmembrane transport.